AAUAUAGUAUGAUUUACCGUAAAGAAGCACGGACUUGGAGAGCAGGCUCGAGGACCAAAGCACCCUGGAGGUCAUGAGGCUGGGAUUCAUCUGUGCUCUGCUUUCUCUCCUGGAAGGGCAAAGCUGGGCAGACACCCGAGCCAUCGGGGGCAAGGAAUGCCGCCCCAACUCGCAGCCCUGGCAGGUCGGGCUCUUCUUCCUCACCCGACUCUUCUGCGGGGCGACCCUCAUCAGUGACCGCUGGCUGCUGACAGCUGCCCACUGCCGCAAGCCGUUUCUGUGGGUCCGACUCGGGGAGCACCACCUCUGGAAAUGGGAGGGUACAGAGCAGCUGUUCCGGGCCACAGACUUCUUCCCUCAUCCUGGGUUCAACAAGGACCUCAGUGCCCACGACCACAAUGAUGACAUCAUGCUGAUUCGUCUGCCCAGGAAGGCAUUACUGGGACCUGCCGUGCAGCCCCUCAAACUCAGCCGGACCUGCGUCUCCCCAGGCACCCAGUGCCUAAUCUCAGGCUGGGGGGCCACAUCCAGUCCUAAGGUGCAGUACCCACUCACGCUGCAGUGUGCCACCAUUAGCAUCCUGGAGCCCAAACUCUGCCAACGGGCAUAUCCAGGCCACAUCUUCUACCGCAUGCUCUGUGCCGGCCUUUGGGAGGGCGGCCGGGGCCCCUGCCAGGUGAGACCUCCUCUGGGAAGGAGAGGGAUGGGUACCCUGCGGGGAUUCCAGGGUCCUGGGGGAGAAGGGAGUUGGGGCCCCAGACUUCCUGGAUCAGAGCAAGGAAGGAGCUGGGAAACCUGGGUCGUGGGAGGGGGUGGGACCAGGGCCGGGAUUCCUGGAUCUAAAGGAGGAGGGGACUGGGGGUUGGACUCUAUGUCCUGGGGAAAGAGCUGUCCACAAUGCUAGGUCCUAGGGGGAGGUGGGGGCUAUGAGCCUUUACUCCUGGGUCUGAGGGAGGAGGGACUGGAGACCUGGACUCCUGGGUAUUGUAGGAGGAGGGAAGUGGGAGCUUCCUGAGAGGGAGAAAGCGCCUUGUGUCAUGUCCUGAGUAGACUGGCCUAACAGUUUCUCUGCUCUUCUUCUGCGCACAGGGUGACUCUGGGGGCCCCCUGGUUUGCAAUGGGGCCCUGGCGGGUGUGGUGUCUGGGGGCUCGGAGCCCUGCUCCAGACCCCAGCGCCCUGCUGUCUAUACUAGUGUGUGCCGCUACCUG
Messenger RNA from Aethalodelphis obliquidens (Pacific white-sided dolphin), 1209 nucleotides. Its product is annotated as kallikrein-9-like. Lineage: Eukaryota; Metazoa; Chordata; Mammalia; Artiodactyla; Delphinidae. The record is from RefSeq and is a predicted model, not a curated record. Gene Ontology annotation, molecular function: serine-type endopeptidase activity. The transcript is spliced from 4 exons. Gene Ontology annotation, cellular component: secretory granule. Gene Ontology annotation, biological process: proteolysis. Bases 74 to 904 code for a protein of 276 amino acids.